AUGAAAAAAAAGAAUCAGAAUAAAAGCCGAAGUCGUGUGCGCGUGCAGGGUUCGGGACACCACCGGCAGUUACUAGAUGCUCCCAAGUAUCCAAGCGGCGGAGUUGCCACCUCUGAUUUAAGAGGAACAUUAAUGCUUAUGUUGGUCUUCAGUGCAAAUCACCAGGGUUUACUCCAUCUCCUCAUAUUUGGACUUCCUCACUAUUCUCAGCUAAGACUGUCACUCUCUGUCCCAACUUAUUUGGCCAUUAAUAAUGAACCUGCAGCAUGGAUGUUCCAAAGCAAUGUGUAUCGAGGGCAUCUGAGUGCCAGCCUCACCUCUCUCCCUCUCAUUGACCUCUCCUUAAACAUAGAACUUCCUCCUCCCAUUAUGGCAUCUUUUGGCUACCGUUUCCCUGUCACCUUUGAUGAUGACAAUGGUGGUGGUGGUGGUGAAGAUGAAGAUGUUGUAGGCAGCCCCUCCUCUUCGCACUUUCGCUCACCUAAGCUUCUGCACGAUGAUACUGAUGCAACCGACACUGUUUAUGGGAAUGAUGGUUCCUCUGUGUUAGAUGAAAAUAUCUGGGGACAAACCCAACUCUCGCCAAAUUCUCACUCUCCUCCUCGUCCUUCUGUCUCCAACGUCUCUGCUGUAUGUACAAGCCACUCGACGUCUACCCGAGGCCAUGCCAGAUCAGGCACGCUCAGGCAGUUCUGUGAUAGUCCUGCGUCUGAAUGUUCUGCCUCUGCUCGUAGAACCACACCCACCACAUCUAAUCUUACUGGCACUUGUAAUGCAUCUACUGUUCUGUCUUCUGCAAGGAUGUGUUUUCACCAUGGGCAUGAAAUCCUUUCUACCACAAAAUCCUCAAAAAGGUCAUGUCAUGUAGAAUGUCUGGACCCUUCCUCCUCUUGCAUUGAUUAUCCCAAGUAUGGUGCAAGUCAAGCCUUCUCUGCUUCUUUGUCCAAAUAUUCCACCAAAGGGGGUACUCCUGGGUAUUUUUACUCAAAGCUUACAAAGUCCAUAGAUGACACAGCUCCAGUAGCUGAGUUUGAAGCUAUAGAAAACUCAGAAGAUUCUCUCCUAUGUUCACCUGUAAAUAUACCACAGACCACUUUCUCCUCUCCCAUUAGACCUGGCUAUGCUGGUAAUUUCCUCUUCUUCUCCUCUGCCUCUUACCCUACAGACAUCAUGACCAUGAGUCUCCCAGCUGUAUUAACUAGCCUUUCUUCUCCCCUACACUCUCCUUCCCCAAAGGGAAGAAGCAUCUCUCCCUCACCUCAAGGAAGGAGUUUUUCUCCCUCGCCACGGUAUUCUCAUUUUGCACCAACAUCCCCUCAGUCCUCCAGUCCACUUCCUCCUACAAUGACUGCUCAUCCUUCUAAGUCUUGGGACUCAUCCCAGGCAUCCCUAAGCCCCUUACUCCCACCUCCCCCAUCCCUAGGCCGCCGCACAAGGAGCCCUAGCCCGCACCUUGGCUUAGAUCAGGGGUCGGGUGAGGAGGACGGGUCGGCUCAGGACCUAAUUUUUCUGGAGUCCCCACAAGAUGAAAUCUUUGACCCACUGCUUGCCAAGGACAUUCCCCACAGUGUUCUUCCUGGAGGAAGACCUACCCACCCACCACCACCUGUUCCUACAUUGUCCAAGUCAACAUCCAGCCUCCCAGGAAUGUCAGUUGCUGGCGACAUGGGGGUUGGUGUUGGCAGUUUGAGUACCUCCCAUCUACCUGGCACCACUGCACCUCACCCAGCACUUGCUCGCACUACAGCUAUUAACACUACUGGCCUACCCAAUGCUACGCCAAAACGCGCUUCAGAUUAUCGCCUAUUGUCCCCUUACCAGCCACCUGGGUCUGAGUACCGUCCAUUGUCAACUUUACAGACUAGUAUGGGUACCCCCAUUGGUUGUCAAAACCCUAUUUACAAUCAGCACCAGCCUCCAGGGGUGGCUUCCCUCCCAAGCACGACUCGAGCUGGGAAUGCAGGAGCAGCUUUCGCAAGCAGUAUGCUGUCCCAUGGGUCAGAGGAGUCAUCAACAGGAGCAGUGACUGGCAGGUCUGGCCAGUAUGUUCAGUUCGAGCCACCAUUUGCACAAGUCAACAAAGCCCUUAACACCACUGCCCAGCCACAACGACCCCCACGUUUAUCCCAGAGAGACUUGUUAGGUGAUUUUUCCAAGGACUUCCAAAAACUUACAGUAAACAGCUCUUCUAAAACAGCAAUUGCAGGGAAUAACAAUAACACAAUAUUAAACAAUAAUAAGGUACCAACAUCAAACAGUGAUACUAGAGGUGCAAGUGACAACACAUGGGCAACAUUUGAUUGAUGAAAAAUUACUUUAUAAAUAAUUUGUCAGAUUUCAGUGGCUUGAAGAAGGGAAGUGUUUCGGGAAAGUCAUAAAGACAAACUACAUAAAUGAAUAUUAACUCAUUCAUUGGUGGUUGUGAUACCAUAUUAAGGACAUAGAUUACAGACUAAUUUGAACCUCUACAAGAUUACUUAUAUAGUAUUUUUUUUAUGACUUUUUGAGUGUUGGAUUUUAUAUAGAAGCAUUUAUCUAAUAUGGUGCAUAUUCAGAUUAUGGAAAAGUGGCCCCUUAAUUGAAUAUAUAAAAUUAUGCUAUGGUAACCCUAGUAGCUUCACAGAAAGUUAUAUUCUCAUUAGUUUUAUUUCAUAAUGAGCUGGUAAAUUACACUGGCCAACCAAAGACUGACAGACUAUGCUGAUGAAUAUCCACUGCCUGAUCAUUGUGUAUCUGUACAAUGUUAGUACAUACGCACACAUUUUAUAUACUACUAAGAAACAGUACUGUCUGUGGAUAUUACUGCAUAUGUCAGUAACAAAGUAGGACUAUGGCAUUUCAAUUAAGACAUGAAACCAGUGAUGUGGUUAUUUUUAUGUAUUAAAAUACGUAUGCUGUUAAGCCUGGAGCUUAAAUGGAAAUUGUAUGGUAGCUUGUAACAAAGAACAAUGCCCAGCAAUGGUGAUAUGAGGGGUGGCUGUAACUACAGUACUAGAUAAUCAUAUACAGUUUUUACUGAUUAGUUUGGAGGUGAUAGCUACAAGAUAGAGAGAAAUAAAAUAAUAGUUUAUAUGGUAUGCUUUUCUUGAAGAUUAAAAGCACUUGUGAUUGGAAUGUUUACAAAACUGAGAGAGUGAACUUUUUUCUUCAUAUAUUUAUCUCUGUAGCUUUCUUUCUCUAUCUGGUAGCCAGUAGUCAAUCAUGCCUGAUUGCAGAUAUGUCCUGCAUUUGAUUACCUCUACAGGCAAGUGUAAAUGCCUAUACUCCCAAGGAUGCCUUGGACCAUUAUUAGUUUCCUGAUCUAAUUUCCAUAAAGGAAGUUUAGUCUGCUGUGAAACGGUAAAGGAUGGUGCAUAUAUGGGGAAGAUUUAAGAGAUUCUGUCCCAUUUCAAAUUUAUUAGAAUUUAGCUUACAUACUUCUGUCAUUGUCAUACAGUUGGUAUGUUUAAAAUGGUUGAUGUAAUGUCAUUGAUCUUUAAAUAAGUAUAGAUGUCUUUACUACAAUGGCAUAUCACAUGAAUUCUGUUCAGGCAACAAUAAAACAUUUUGUACAGAACUUAGAGGGCAAAAAGGAGAUGUUACUUGUUAUUGUAGUAACAUACUGUGUGACAGACAGUGGAGUAAUGCUUGAAAUUUAGUUAAGAGAAUUCCUAUUUGUUUUGACAAGUUAAUUUUUUUUUAGAAAAUCUUUACUAAUAGUGUUUGAUGAUAUGUUUGAAUACUGAAAAGAUUAGGUUACUUUUAUACAAUCCAAUAAGAAUGAAAGUCAGUUGUAAUGUUGCAGCUCAAUUGUUAAUUAUUUUUUUCGAGUUGUUAAAAUAUUACUUGGGAAACUUCAUAAACCUGAUACAGUACCAGUUGUAGAGUACUGUACAGUAAAACCUCAAUUUAAGACUGAUUUAAUGGACAAAAAUCUGUGGCCAUAUAACCAGGAAUAAUAGCCAAAGUCUGUUGGAACUAGAAUUGUCUAUUUUUAUGGUCCACUGAGUAAAUUGAUUUCAGAUUUAACGGAAAAAGUCUCUUAAAUUGGAAUGAUCUGUUGUGAUGGACAAUUCUGGAGUUAAUAGACAAAGUCUGUUGAAUCCAUACUUGGUCCAUUGGUGUUUCAGUCUGCUGGGCAAAUUGAUUAUCAGAUUUUAUAGACUAUGUUAAAUCCAGAAUUAUUCCUCAUUGUUACAAUCGUGGAUGAGCAAUAUCUGGAUUUAACAGUCGACUUUAAUGGACACCCCCCUCCUCCCAUUUACUUUGUUAAAUUGAGGGUUUGUUGUAUAAGAAUACUGAUGCUGCUGCUUUAGCGUCUACAAAAAUGCAAAUAGAAAAUAUAUAGUAAAUUUCUUUUUACUAAUUAUUAUAAUCAAAAAGAAGCACUAAGCCACAAGGGCUAUACAGCUCUUUUUACUAAACUGGUUAGUAAUAUUGGUUCAGAAUCUCUUGACCCUCAAUUCUUCCAUAAAUCUUUCCCUGCAGUAUUCACAGUAGUUUGCAAAAUGAGGUUAUGCCACAAACCAGACGAGAAAGCUUGCAUUUAAGUUGCAUUGAUGUUAACAGUAGGCAGUAUAAUGUAUCCAGUAACUCCUCCAAACUUGCCAGUUUUAAAAAGGCCCACCUACUCAACCCCCUCAUCUACACCCAACUGAUGUAUGUAUGAUAUAUCAAUAUUUUGUUCCUAAUUUACAGACAGCAGCAGUUUUAAUAACCAUUCCAUUCUUUGUCAAUUCUUGGAAGGGAACAAAUGAUGGAAGCAAUGCCUGUAUUAUUAGUUUUAUGGCGCCUUAUGAAACUGGUUUGUUACAAAGUGUGUAAAUAUAUUAUGAAAAAGGUGUUUUUAAUAUUGUAAUUGCAUUCUCUAAAUUUAUACACACUCAUAACUAUAUAUAAAAAUAUAUGAAUGCCCAGUUAUUGUUAACUUUGGAAAUUAUAUAUUUUAAAAAAUAUAUUUGACCCCUCCAAUGAAUGUGUGUAAUGUAUUAAAUAUAUUUUUUCUGCAUCUAAAAAAAAGUACAGUAUGAUCCAGCUACUGUAUACUUUGAUUAAUAAAUUCCUUGUCAUGUGAUAAAUAUCUUAACUGUAUGUGGUAUUAUGUAACAGUUUUGUUCAGAAUGAAUGCAAAUGUUUUACUAUACAUGUUCAAGCUGCAUUUUGUGAGGACACCACCUUACUCAUUCAGGUUACUGUGCUGCUGUCCCAUUCUCAUAGUUAUUACAUGCUAGAUAAUUUUCAUGGUAUUUCAUGUAAAAUUUCUAGCCACUAUCUCUUUUUUACUCUCAUUAUUGUUAU
Messenger RNA from Cherax quadricarinatus, 5277 nucleotides. The record is from RefSeq and is a predicted model, not a curated record. NCBI's taxonomy places the organism in Eukaryota, Metazoa, Arthropoda, Malacostraca, Decapoda, Parastacidae.